Cyphomyrmex costatus is the source of this 1206-nucleotide messenger RNA. Its product is annotated as putative gustatory receptor 28b. Bases 1 to 1206 code for a protein of 401 amino acids. Lineage: Eukaryota; Metazoa; Arthropoda; Insecta; Hymenoptera; Formicidae. The transcript is spliced from 4 exons. Gene Ontology annotation, biological process: male courtship behavior; sensory perception of taste; chemosensory behavior. Gene Ontology annotation, cellular component: dendrite; neuronal cell body; axon. The record is from RefSeq and is a predicted model, not a curated record.
AUGAUAAAUAUGUCAUUAAAAUUUCGAAAAUGCAUUAAGUGCAAAAUGUGGACAAAAUGGCAACUGUUUCAUGCUACGGAUUUUCAAUCGCUUAUGCAUCCCUGUUUCACCUUUUGCCGCAUACUUGGAAUAUUUCCGUAUUACAUCAAGGCUUCGACUUUUGAAACUACAAAACAGCGCUAUAUUCUGACAACCAUCAUUAUUUGCAUUCUCUGUAUUUACAAACUAAUAGUAUUGUAUAAGAUUGACAUUACUGGAACGAUCAUAUUUGAUAGUACACCUUUGGUUUUUGAACGUAAUUGUUUUUUUAUACUCAGCGGGUUUAUCAUGAUUGUUACAUAUAUUUUGAACGGUCCUCGGAUGCACUUACUCCAAAAUAUAAUGGAAAUCUCUUUGAGACUGUCUCCUGAUUCGUAUCGAAAGCUAUCGAGAUUGAUUCAUGCUAAAGAUAUUUUUGGAUUCUUUUUUCUAAUCGGACAAACAGCAUUUUAUUAUUCCAUGAUAAAUUUUAGUAACAUAGACAAGAUUUUCGUACUGUACAUAAACUUGAUAUUAUUUCAAAUGGAUAUGUUGUAUAUAAAUUGCGUGUGUGUAUUAAAAGCCUGUUUUAAGGAAAUUAAUGAUAAUCUGACGAAUUUGCGAAAGCUCGUGGUGAACGACGAAUCACAUAUUUUGAGGAGAAAUUAUCAUGAACGGAAAAAUCCAUUCCUACUAAUAAAACUCAGAGCUUUGAGAAAACAGCAUUUGAUGGUCAGUGACACAGUGCAAAUGUUGAAUACGAUUUUCAGUCUACAGCUUCUCGCUACCAUAGUUCUAGUUUUUGCUGAAGUUACUUUCCAUCUAUAUUUUUAUAUAUUUCAUUGGAAAGUUAACAUAAUUAGCGCACAACACGAACUUUUGGAUGGGUUAUUGGUAACGACUUGGACGUAUCAAUGUAUCAAAAUGGUGUUAAUAGGAUGGGCUUGUGAUACAGGCAAGGAUGAGGCCAUGAGGAUCGGUACCACUGUUCAUGAAAUACUGAACGACACUAUCGAUGAACAUCUCGGAGAUGAAUUGCAGUUGUUUUCCUUGCAAGUACUGCAUCGGAAAAAUACAUUUUCCGCGAAGGGUCUCACUGUGGACACAACACUUCUUGUCGCGAUAGUAAGUAAUAUCACCACUUAUCUCUUAAUUUUAAUACAAUUUUUAAUUGCCGAACAAUCUUAA